GUUGGAUAUCAAAGUAAUAUAUUUUACUCAUUUAUGUCUUUUUUUUCUCCUUCUGUCAAAAAGGGAAUAAUACGUAGUUCACGGUAAAUUACAGGGCCACUCUUCGUGGCAUGCAACACCCAAAGAAUAUCACCGAACCAAAAUCGAGAGAAAACGUUCACCGGGCCCGGGCUUGAAUUAAGGGCCUGAUUGAGGGCGCCCCAAGCCAGAUGAAGAAUUCGGAAAGGUUUCACAAGGCCCUGUCAUUUGCUUUACUGCUAUCCAAAAGCACCUCUGCCAGAUGCUGGAGUAAGUCUACAUCUGGGCACAAUGGACGCAGACGUAGACAUGAUAGAUCCAGACUUCCCCUGGCAGGACUACGGGGACAUUCCGGAGGAGGUCCUGGAGCAGAUGAUGCAGCAGUACCAGGACUAUUACGGCGGUGGGGAGUUUGGCUUUGAGGAGCCCCCUGCGCAAGUGUUCUCUUACGCUGAGCACUUUGCCAACUGUGUGGUGCCAACGCUGACCCAGGGCAUUCAGAUCAUCACCCCGCUGGUGUUUGGAUGUAUGGCGAUGAGAACAGUCUCACUGAUGGGUCUGCCUGCAGCAUUUUACCAUCUGUUGUCCCUGACGGUAGGCAUCCUAGCCUUGUCCUACUUCUUUGAGGGUCUCAUCAUCCAGGUCGUGGCCCUGGGUCUCCUGGGCUACUUUCUUCUUCAGGCCUGCCAGGCCUCCGACAUCAACUACAAGGGGCCGGUCUCUGCUGCGGUUUUUGUGAUGGUUCUAGUAAUUUGGGAGUUAUUUUUUGCCGAUCCUGUGGAAUGGAACAAAAUCAGAGGAUCUCAGAUGAUUUUGGUUAUGAAGGUCAUCUCACUUGCAUUUGACCUUGACCAAGGAGUGGUAGAGGAGGUGCCGGAAUUCUUGGCGUACCUAGGCUACACAUUCAACCUGGCGACAGUCAUAUUCGGUCCCUGGAUCAGCUUCUCCGCUUACCUUCGUCUGCUCCACCCAGGUGGAGAUAUUGAACUACGCUGGCUUCUGACAGCAUUCGUCAAGUUUCUACAGUCACUUGUGUGCCUCCUGAUUUCCACCUGUGUUGCGCCAGUCCUAUUUCUGGGGUUUGAUCAAAAGUGGCUGGAUGCAUACAAGGAUGCCAUGUCAUUUCGGUUCAGUCAUUACUUUGUCAGCUUUGUUUCUGAGUCCACAUCCUUAGCAUUGGGCCUUGGAGCCCCCCGGGAAGGUGGAAAUAAAUACUGGGAAUUGAAUGUUGCGAGACCUUGGCACAUCGAGCUGCCCCGUUCCCUUGUCCAGGUCGUCACUAACUGGAAUCUCCCCAUGCACGUGUGGCUGAAAAAUUAUGUAUUUAAAACAAGCAGGAAGUUUGGAAACUUUGCUGCUGUUCUUCUGACAUAUGCUGCAAGCUCUUUGCUUCAUGGCCUGAAUUUCCAGUUAGCAGCUGUUCUACUUUCUCUUGGUUUCUAUUCCUACAUUGAACAUGUUUUUCGACAGAAGUUGGCGUCAAUAUUCAAUGCCUGCAUUUUAGCCAGACGGUGUAAACAGGAUUGCCAGCACCUGCACCAAAGUACUCAUCCGUUAGUGAUGCUGACCAAUCUGUGCUUUGGUCUCCUUGCCAUGUUCCACCUUGCCUAUCUUGGGGUCAUGUUCAAUUCUGAAGAAGAGCUCCAGGAAAAAGGUUAUGAGAUGGAACACACCUUGAAGAAAUGGUCACACCUGGACUAUGCCAGUCACUAUGUAGCGGCCACAACCUUCGUCUUCUAUUGGCUUAUAAAAUAAUACACAGACCAACUGUCACCAUGCACACAGUACUUUUGCCACUGUACGAGUUUGCCUCCUUUAUAAACUGUGUAACAUGAGCAUAGAUGCUGCCGUUAAAAUUACUGACUGGAUUUCAUUAAGUCAUUCAACUUGUUUUUCAUCAAGCAAGAGAACCGAUGAGAUACAAUCUCAUUAUAAAAAUGCAUGUACAAGGUCUUUGGCAAUUUGUAAUACCAGAUUAAUGCUGUUAUAUUUUUUUAUUGUCACAUUUUACUGGAUUUUGUGCAAACCAGUGCUUGCUCCAUUUUAUUUUUAUGUCCUUUUUUUUCCCUCAACAUUUAGAUGUUGGUUUCUAGAUUUCUCGUCUGUGUUAGCAUUCUUUGUACAGGGUCCGAUCAAAAGGCGGCAAACCACCAUUUGACCCCACAGUUUCCCUGAGACCAGCCACAAAUGCUGUAGGCACAGAUGUCAUGUAAAAAUAUCUGGAUUUGCAAUAGGGGGCCUGCGUGGAACGCCCUCCCUGAGGACAUUUCAUUAUUUAGAUUUCAUCACAAUGAAUGCACAAAACUUUACUCGAGCCUGUCCUAGAGGAAGAAAGAAAUGUCCUCAAACAUGACGUCAUAUGCAGGCCCUCUGCGCUCUUGUUACCGACUAAAACCAACAACGGCCAUCUAACUGUGCCAAAUACAAGGGUGAUCCUUGGCUCGCUUACCCAUUGUAACGUGUUGUCACAAACAAUUUGGUCAACAAUGGCGAAUGAGCCUUUGUAAUUACCUUUGUAUUCGGCAUGGUAAGAUGGCCGCUGCAGGCUUCAGUGUGGGCUGAUCAAGGGUAUUGGGAGUCAAGAUUAUUUCUAUAUCCAUGGCUGUAGGCAAGUGGUUUCUUAGCAUAGAUUGUAAACUAGACGUUGAGACUUACAUGUAUUUUCACAUUAAGUAGUAGUGAAUAUUUUUAAGCAAAUGGCAUGUGGUCACCACUUGUGUGUAUAGUUGUUAAUAUUGCACUAAUCCAGCACUGGGUGCUGAUUUUCUAUUUUUCUCACGUUUUUCCAUUUAUAAAGCUUCAAAGGUUUGCUCCAUGUAAAUAGUAUGCUUGCUACCAUGAUCUUUGCAUAUAACAAUGGCAGAGGGCACUCACGUGGGUCAGUGAGAGUGCCCUGUUGUUGGACCAUUUUUAAGUGCCUUGAAUUGUUAACAUAUUGACAGUAUUGAUUUUCAAGACUUUAUUUCCACAGGUAAUUUGUUUACUUCAUUGCACUAUGACAUAAACAUGCUGUUUGUAUAUUGCAUUUUGUUACCAGACUGUGUAUAUUAUCUGGAAUUAUUUAUAUUAGAAAAUCAUUACAAAUUUAGUGCAUAAGUGCGUAAUACACUCACUGAGCUCAUAGCCAUCAGUAUUUUUUCUGCCUAAGGUAGGUGAAAUUCUGCAAGUUGGAAAGUCUUGGAAGUUUCCAACAUUUCCUGGAACUUAAAAUAAUAUCUGAGUUUGCACUCGCUAUUUUCCGUACGUUUUCUUGAAGGUUUUGCCAAGCAAAAGUUAGUGCAUGUUUGAUUCUUUGUAGCAUUGGUUGAUCAGUAGUCGCUGAUGGAGUUUGUACCUCAGACAUGUUGACUUAAUUUUGAAGUUUCAGAAUUAACCUUAUUAUUUGUGUAAAUUGCUGUGUUAUCUAUUGCCUGAAAUUUCAUUCGUAGUUCUUGGGUGUAAAUAGGUCACACCAGAAUAAUGGCAAGUUGGGUUUGCAUGAAGUGUGUCUAUUUUUGUGAAUUUGAGAAACGGUGCUUAACAUUUGAACAUUGGAAAUACACUGUACAUCACCAAAGAAGAAAGUUUAAUUAUUUUAAUUUCAUUCCAUUCAUUUGCAGAAAUAUUUCUCAAUUUAAGCUGAUCCUUCAUGCCUCUGUGGAUCUUGUUCCUCAUGUCUGAUAUUUUGCAAUCAGAGGAUUCAAAUGUAAUCAAGGUUUUAAAGUGCCUUUGCAAAGAUCAUCCUUCUCAUAUCAACAGAUUGUCAGUCAUAGUGGAUUUCCUAGUUGUCUUUUAUGUAUUUGUCAUCUAGGUCCAUGCAUGUGUCGGGUUAUUAGAAUUUAAAAACUUGUAUUCACAAAUUGUACAAAAAUGUAAACAAAUGCAUUCUUUUGUAUUCAGCUUGAGGUAUAUUCACAAGUUCAUGCACAUAUUGAAGGGUCCAUGCAAACAUUAAAUGAUCCAUGCAAUUAA
Messenger RNA from Acanthaster planci (crown-of-thorns starfish), 3969 nucleotides. RefSeq names its product porcupine O-acyltransferase (gene porcn). NCBI's taxonomy places the organism in Eukaryota, Metazoa, Echinodermata, Asteroidea, Valvatida, Acanthasteridae. The record is from RefSeq and is a predicted model, not a curated record.